AUGGGCAGAAACCAAGGUGGAAAUCAUGCGCACUAUGCAGAAGAAAAUAACCGUUUGAAGUUAAAGGGCUUAAAUGAUGCGUGCAAAGUCUCGCACGUCCUCACACGUUUGGACGAUUACAAGGCCCUGAUCAUGGCCUUGUCGGAGCACGAUGUUCCUCGCUUGCAGUAUAUCCUUACUGUUGCCCUGAAGCGAGGAGCAAGCAUCCGACAGAUCAUCAACACCCUCGAAGAUGCUAUUGCCGGCACUUAUCAUCCACGGGGCUACAGCGGGGAUGAUCUCGACAUCGCAACAUUAGCCUAUCGGCUCGGGGGACGUCAACUGGUAUACGCCUUUAGUCACCGCUUAGGCUUACCGUCAUUACGCACCCUGCAAGCACAUCGCACCUUUACAUCCAUCACGCCUACGAUAGGCCCAAUCGCAGCCUCACAACUUGACACGAAUAUAAACGCCCUCAUCCUCACACCUUUAGGUAGUGUUGUCGUCCCUCGUCGUGGACACUCCCUCAUGAUGGAUGAAAUCGCGCUCGAGGAACGUGCCUCCCAUCACCGUGCCUCCAAUACUGUCAUCGGUCUUUGUCACUCCCACUCGCAUCUCGUUGAUCCAACACUUCACACGUACGACUCAGCACUGCGCAUCGCAGAGAAACUUGCAGAUGGCACAGUGCACCUUGGCAAAGAGAUAGAUCGUUGGCGAGCAACUGGAGCCGAAGAACACCUUGGACCGAUUUUCAGCGUCGCAACUGACGGAGAUUCGACACGUAGAGCAGCAGGACAUCGCAUGUUUCUCAAGUCUGAACUCUCAUCGACAUCUAGGCUAUACGGGACACUGUCUCACAUGCCCGGACUCAACCUCGCAACUGGAGAUGACGAGAUUACGUUGGAUUUCGACUAUAAGCAUAUAUUCAAGCAUAAGUCAUUUUUUUAA
Messenger RNA from Suillus clintonianus, 927 nucleotides. RefSeq lists its product as uncharacterized. The record is from RefSeq and is a predicted model, not a curated record. Lineage: Eukaryota; Fungi; Basidiomycota; Agaricomycetes; Boletales; Suillaceae. The coding region runs from base 1 to 927 and encodes 308 amino acids. The transcript is spliced from 5 exons.